AUGCGUGAUGGGGCUGACGUGACUGAGCGUGCAUUCGCUAGUGGGGCGAGGUCGCGAAGUUGUUUUGUAGAUGACAGGGAGUGGUGUGGAGAGUUGCUAGAUAUGAUGGGAGUAAUAGAUAUAUUGCGUGGAAUGGGAGAAACUCACGUUUCACAAAGAAAUCGCUCAACUGAACAACUGGAAAUUACACCGAAUGGGUCUUUGAACUCGUCUAAAUAUAUUGGGAAUGAACUGCUGGAUCACUACUUGAUCACAGUUGAAAACGGGUUUAAAGACGAAUAUUUCACACUACAACCUCACUGCAAGAUCAAUGAGAAACUCGUCAUCUCUCUAGCUGUUUGUUUAUCAGGGUAUCUACACAUUCUACUCUACUCGACUUUUUAA
This is a messenger RNA of Batrachochytrium dendrobatidis JAM81, 384 nucleotides long. RefSeq lists its product as uncharacterized. Bases 1 to 384 code for a protein of 127 amino acids. The record is from RefSeq and is a predicted model, not a curated record. The transcript has 2 exons. NCBI's taxonomy places the organism in Eukaryota, Fungi, Chytridiomycota, Chytridiomycetes, Rhizophydiales.